Messenger RNA from Toxorhynchites rutilus septentrionalis, 1077 nucleotides. RefSeq names its product protein NDUFAF4 homolog. NCBI's taxonomy places the organism in Eukaryota, Metazoa, Arthropoda, Insecta, Diptera, Culicidae. Gene Ontology annotation, biological process: mitochondrial respiratory chain complex I assembly. The record is from RefSeq and is a predicted model, not a curated record. Bases 196 to 756 code for a protein of 186 amino acids. Gene Ontology annotation, cellular component: mitochondrion. The transcript has 5 exons.
GUCAAAUUGGAGGUUACGGCUGUGCUUGGACAUGAUUAUGAAAUAAACUUUUUUUUACAUUUUACCUUGUCUAUCAAUUGUUCGGUAGUGGUAACAUAUGGAUCUUACGAAAUUUAAUUUUGUUCAUAAAGAAUAAUUCUUGAACAACCAAAUUAAACUGGAACAUAUACAAUUGAUAAAUGUAAAGAAUUUAAAAUGGGAAAGCUUUUAUCGGUCGCGGCACGACAGAUAAACCGUUUCAAUGUCGAAAAUCGCGCUCAAAAAGUGAUCUCCCAAGAUAAACCAAAGCCGGCGCCAAUGUAUAGCUCGAACCUGAAAGAUUUGCAAAGGGUGUUAGAUGAACAUCCUGAAUUGUUAAAUGAACAACGGAAGAAAAAUGAACUACUGGAGCGAAAUUUGAAACAAGUUUAUGUCACAUCAACAGAUCCGGUGGAUAUGUCUCAGAAAGAUGUAAGUAAGCCGUUACCAGCAAAUCGAGUCGCUGCGGAGGAAUUUGAAUUCGGGCAUAUGGAGCCUACUGCUGUCACAAAAGGUCACUGCACACUGCGACAGGCAAUAGAUUUCAUAGCCAAGUAUAACAGUGAUCCAAUAUUAUGGACUGUAGAUAAAAUAGUAGAAGAAUAUCGUAUGAAGGAAUCAGUUGUUCGAGAUAUAUUGGAUCAUUUCAAAACGUUUGAGUUACACCUUCCAAGUAACAAUAGAGAACUAAAAUAUUUGAAAUCUCCUACGAAUGAAACAAGACAAAUAAAAAACUGAAAUAAUCUUCGAACUAUCCUGGCUGUACUUCACUCCCCACACUUGAUCUUGAUGAUCAUUAAAUGUGUGGAGACAUUGGCGCUCAGCAACGUUCCACACUUUUACACUUUUAUCACUUGAUGAUGAAACGAAACUUCUGCCAUCACCCGAGAAUGAUACCGAUAGUACCCACGAUGAGUGUCCGGACAAUGUUCCUACCACAUCGGAAUGCACUACGUCAUACAAUUUCAUGUGACCGUCAUCAGAAGCAGUCAAUAGCAUUUGAGAAUCCGGUGAGAAACAAAGGCUUCUUACAGACAUAGCGUGACCUUCCAGGGUUUG